GGACGGAAAAAAAAUGAAAAGAAAACAGGGGAAGGGAAGAAAAAAAAAUAAAAAAAGAUAAACGAAUUUGAUCCCAUUUAGUAUAAAGUUAUAAACAAGUAUUAAGAGUUUCUUUUUCUUUUCUUUUUGAUACUUAUUAUUAAUUAUUUGUUUUUUAUAAAAGAGAAGAAACCCCACCUCCACAGCCUCUAUUUAAUACAACCCCGCUCUUCAUAUGCGGAGACAACCUAUCUAUCUGUCUAUGUAUCUCUGAAGACCAAAAAAAACUUUAUUUCCCAUUCAUUAAACACAUAUAGGAGCGAGUGAGGAAGUCAAAGUGUGAUUAAGAGAGAGUGUUUGAGUGCUCUUUACGAGAGUAUCUCUUUAAGUGUAGUGGAAAAACGCCAUUGUAAUUCCAUCAAAACUACUCUUCGAGUUUCUUUCGAUCAUCAUUAUGUGUAAUCCUACUACUAAUACUUGUACUAGUUCUACAACAACCAAAGAAACAGAGCAUAAUAUUAAGGAGCCACAAACCCAUCUAUUUCUCGACCUUUUAUCCUUAUCCAACACCAAUAUUAAAGAUCAAGAAAAGACCACCUCGGCAAAACCUGAUGAUGAUCACUACCAACAACCGAACAGUUUCACAUCUGACAUAAUCUCUGAAGCCAAAUCUCUCUUCAACUUGGGUUUUCCUAUUGCCUUGACAGCUCUCAUUCUCUACUCACGCUCAAUAAUCUCCAUGCUUUUUCUCGGACACCUUGGCGAUUUCCAACUUGCAGCAGGGGCUCUCGCCAUCGCCUUCGCCAACAUCACAGGCUACUCUGUUUUGUCGGGUUUAGCUUUGGGUAUGGAGCCCCUGUGUUCCCAGGCUUUUGGGGCCCAACGUCCGAAACUCCUCUCCAUUACCCUACACCGCUCAAUCAUCUUCCUCCUUGUUUCGUCCUUACCCAUUUCGUUUCUAUGGCUCAACAUGUCCAGAAUCCUCUUCUGUUUGAACCAGGACCCAAGUAUCACAACUAUGGCUCACACUUACCUUCUCUUCUCACUCCCUGACCUCUUCACCAACUCAUUCAUACACCCAAUCCGCAUUUACCUUCGCUCCCAAGGGAUCACAGUCCCGCUCACUUUAGCAUCCCUCGCCGGGACACUUCUCCACUUCCCACUCAACUUUCUUCUCGUGACUCGGCUCAAGCUCGGCGUAGCCGGCGUCGCUGCAGCUUCUUCCGCGGUUAACCUUUUUGUACUCCUCUGUCUCGUUACUUACGUCUGGUGGGAUUCCGGUUUGCUGGAGCCGGCAUGGUCGGCUCCGAGUCGAGAGUGCUUGAGCGGCUGGAAGCCUCUUCUCCGUUUGGCUGCGCCGAGCUGUGUCUCCGUUUGUUUGGAGUGGUGGUGGUACGAGAUCAUGAUCGUGUUGUGUGGUUUUUUAGCGGACCCCAAAUCAACAGUCGCUUCCAUGGGGGUGCUUAUCCAAACGACGUCGUUGAUCUACGUUUUCCCGUCUUCGCUCGGGUUUGCUGUAUCGACUCGGGUCGGGAAUGAACUCGGGGCAAACCGGCCAUACAGAGCGAAGCUAUCGGCUGUGGUGGCAGUUUUGUUGGCUUUCGUGACGGGCCUAUCAGCGAUGAGCUUCGCUUACGGGAUGAAGGACACGUGGGGCAGGAUGUUCACGAGUGAUGCCGAGAUCCUACGGCUGACGUCGGCUGCUCUGCCAAUCCUAGGGCUAUGCGAGCUUGGUAACUGUCCGCAGACGGUGGGAUGUGGGGUCCUCAGGGGGAGUGCGCGUCCCUGCACCGCUGCUAACGUGAACGUUAGCGCAUUCUAUCUGGUGGGCAUGCCUGUUGCGAUUGGGCUGAGCUUUUGGGUCGGGAUUGGGUUUUGUGGGCUCUGGAUGGGGUUAUUGGCGGCCCAAAUAUGUUGUGCUGGGCUUAUGCUCUACGUAGUUGGGACCACAGAUUGGAAUUUCGAAGCUAAGAGGGCCCAAAUGCUAACAUGCGCUGGCUGUGAAGAUAACAUUCUACCUAGUAUCGAUUGUAAGGAUGAUGAGGAACAGCCAUUAAUUUGUAUUGUGGUUACUUCUUCUAAAUAAUCCAACAACUCAAUUUAGUAAAUCUAAUAUGUAACAUCUUCUCUAGUUUUUCCUUAACAUUUUUUUUAAAAAAUUUCACUGUUAUUGUUUAUUACCACUGACUUUUUUUCCCCUUACUCUUAAGGAGGGUAACCUGAGACAUUUUUGUUUCAUCUUAUUAAUCAUGUGAUUGUUUAACCAGUUAAA
Cannabis sativa is the source of this 2251-nucleotide messenger RNA. Its product is annotated as protein DETOXIFICATION 51. Gene Ontology annotation, biological process: xenobiotic detoxification by transmembrane export across the plasma membrane. Gene Ontology annotation, cellular component: membrane. Gene Ontology annotation, molecular function: xenobiotic transmembrane transporter activity; antiporter activity. Lineage: Eukaryota; Viridiplantae; Streptophyta; Magnoliopsida; Rosales; Cannabaceae. The transcript has a single exon. The record is from RefSeq and is a predicted model, not a curated record. Bases 434 to 2065 code for a protein of 543 amino acids.